AUGGUCCGUGUUCGCAGCAAGAUCGUGAAGAAAGCAGCCAAGGUCAUCACCAAGAAAUACUACAUACACCUGGGCAACAACUUCCACACCAACAAGCAUGUGUGUGAGGCGAUCACCAUUAUCCCCAGCAAGAAGCUCCGAGCCCUGGCUGAUGCUAUGUCACAUUUGAUAAAGUGGAUUCAGAGAGGCCCCAUGAGAGGUAUCUCCAUCAUGCUGCAGGAUGAGGAGAGAGAGAGGAGAGAUAGUUUUGUUCCUGAUGUCCCAGCGCUGGAUCAGAAGAUCAUUGAAGUUGAUCCUGACACGAAGGAAAUACUGAAGCUCUUGGACUUUGGCAGUCUGUCCAACCUGCAGGUCACUCAGCCUACAGUUGGGAUUAAUUUCAAAACACUAUGUGGUGCCAUUUGA
This is a messenger RNA of Myotis davidii, 405 nucleotides long. RefSeq names its product 40S ribosomal protein S17-like. Gene Ontology annotation, biological process: translation. The transcript has 2 exons. Lineage: Eukaryota; Metazoa; Chordata; Mammalia; Chiroptera; Vespertilionidae. Gene Ontology annotation, molecular function: structural constituent of ribosome. Gene Ontology annotation, cellular component: ribosome. The record is from RefSeq and is a predicted model, not a curated record. The coding region runs from base 1 to 405 and encodes 134 amino acids.